AUGGCAUUUCUAACCGCUCAAACCUGGGCUUUCAUCUUCGGCAUCUUGGGCAACAUCGUGUCGUUCCUGGUGUUUUUGGCACCUGUGCCAACCUUUUACACAAUAUACAAGAGGAAAUCAUCAGAAGGAUUUCAGGUUCUACCAUAUUCAGUUGCACUGUUAAGUGCAUCACUGUUGCUAUAUUAUGCUUUUCUCAAGCCAAAUACCUACAUAAUUAGCAUCAAUGGUAUGGGAUGCUUAAUUGAACUAAUUUACCUCUUAAUCCAUGUAAUAUAUUCCCCCAAGAAGACCAAGAUUUCGACGUCCGGAAUGGUGCUUCUAUUCAAUGUUGGAGGUUUAGGGGUGAUAAUGGCGGUUUCCUUGCUAGUUGUUAAAGGUUCGAGCCGAGUGACUUUGAUAGGAUGGGUAUGCGCUGCUAUCAACUUGGCCGUAUUUGCUGCGCCGUUAAGCAUCAUGAGACAAGUCAUACGAACCAAGAGCGUAGAAUUCAUGCCAUUUACUCUAUCCUUUUUCCUCACUAUUUGUUCCAAAAUGUGGUUCUUCCAUGGAUAUUUCAUUAGGGACUAUUACAUUGCUUUACCAAAUGUUAUGGGAUUUUUAUUUGGAAUUGUUCAAAUGACACUAUACUUCAUUUACAAGGACGCGAAACAAGAUGUCGAUCCGAAUCUUAAGCUCGAAGGGCUUAUGAUUAUCAUGAAUUGA
Molecule: messenger RNA, 702 nt
Organism: Fraxinus pennsylvanica
Lineage: Eukaryota; Viridiplantae; Streptophyta; Magnoliopsida; Lamiales; Oleaceae
Source: the annotation of a GenBank genome assembly